GAAGUAUUAAUAAAUAAAAACAACCAGAACCAGAACAAAGCUAUAGAACAAGAAUAUAAUUCAUAACAAUAUAAAACUACAACAAAAAUAUAUUAUAGAAAAACGAUAUACCGUUAAUGUUAUGUAAACAAAAAAGAUGGUAGAAAAAUAAUAACAAAACGACAAAAUAAAAAUUUGUUUUAUUUUUGUUUUUACUUAUUUUCUGUUUUUAUUGUUUUUAACAAAGAAAUUUUGAAUAAAAAAUAUUGAAUUUUUCAAAAAAAAAAAAAAAAACAAAGAGACAAGAGACACGAUUACGUACACAUACAUGCAAAAUGCAAAAUUUCACAAAAAAGCAAACAAACAUUAAGUUUAAAAUAAAUAAAUAAGUUUAAAAAAGAAAAACAAACACACAAAUUAAAAAUAAACACAGUAAUGAAAAAUGUCAAAAUUAGCAAAAGAUGCAUUUUUAAGUCGCAACUACCAUCUAGCGGUAGAAUUAUUUGAACGUUGUAUACGUGAAAAAACACAAAAAAAUCAAUGUGUACCAUAUGAUUUAUACUUUGGUUAUGGUGAUUCACUUGCUCGAUCUGGCCAAUUACAAAAUGCUAUAGAUGUUUAUACAUAUUUAGCAUAUAAACUGGAUGGUGUUAUACCAUGGGAACGUUUAAAACAUUUAUCAUCUUGUAUUUUAAAUAAUUUUAUUGCAUUAAAUUCAAAUAAUAGCUAUUAUCAAGUUCAAAAUAAUAUUUUAAAUUCAACAACAACAACAACAACAGCAACAUUAGGAAAAAGUUCUUUAUCUGGAUUAUCAUAUGGCACAAAAAUUACAUCAUCAUCAUCACCAUCAUCAUCAUCACUGUCAUCAACAGUAUCAACAAUAAAUUAUGAUUCAUCAUCAAUAACAGCAAUAUCAAAUUUAAGAAAAUCUUCAUCUACUACUGCAACAACAACUACCACUACUACAACAACAGCAAAUGUUGCCUCGCAUAAAAAUCAAAUAUUAAAUUUAACAAUGUCAUCAUCAUUAUUAGCCAAAAAUUGUAAUAAUGAUAAUAAUUUUAAAGGUAAUAAUUUAAAACGUAAAAGAACACGUUCAACAUUACCAAUUAAAAUACAAAAAACAUCGUUAUCAUCAUCAUUAUCGUCAUCGUCCCCAAAAUUAGUACCAGCAAAAACAGCAUCAACAUCGAUGAUAUCUUCAACAGUUACAAGUAAUAUAAAUAAUUAUGAUAAUAAUUUUAAUACAAAUACAAUAAAUUUAACAAAUUCAAGAUUAUCUCAUAUUAACAACAAUAUUACAAAAAUUAAUUUACCUUUAUAUAAUAAAAAUAAAGAAAUUAUAAUAAAUAAUAAUGAUAGUGAUGCCAUUAAUGUAAAUAAUAAUAAUUAUCAACAACAAAAUGAACAAAGAACAAAUCAUCGUAGGGAUAUUAAAAUUUUAAAACAACAAUAUAAUUAUAAAAAUAAUAAUUAUAAUAUAACAACUAUUGAUCCUUUAUUAUGUGGUAUUUGUGAAGAUAUAUUAAGGUGUCCUGUAACAGCCUCAUGUGGCCAUACAUUCUGUCGCGAAUGUUGUUAUUCAAUGAAUUCAUCUAAUACUAACAAUAGUAAUAAUAAUAAUAAUAGUAGUAAUUAUAAUAGUAAUAAUAAUAAUAAUAAUAUUAAUGGUGAAUUAUAUGAGUGUCAUUUGUGUCAACAACAAAAACGUCAACAAUCUAAAGUUAUGAAUCAAUUACAAAAUUAUACAAAUUAUAAUAAUAAUGAAAACGCAAAUAAUAUUAAUAAUAAUAAUAAUAAUAGUAAUACAACAAUAUUAUCACCAAAUUUAAAACCAGAUAUAUUAGUACGUAGAUUAGUUGAUAAAUAUUGGAGUGCCGAAUUACAAGCAAGAGAAUUAAAUGAGCAAGCUAUGCAUUUUAUGGAUAUACAAUCAUUAGAUGAAGCAUUAAGAUUAUGUAAUCAAAGUUUAGAAAAAUGUCCAAAACAUGUGAAUAGCCUUUUAUUAAGAUCAGAAGUUCUAUAUAGAUUAAAUCAUUUUAAAAGCUCAUUAGCGGAUGCAGAUAGCGCUUUAAAAUGUAAUCCAACAUCAGCCAAGGCAUUUUAUAGGCGAGCACUCGCUUUAACAAAUCUUGGUAGACCAGAUGAAGCAAUAAUAGCAUAUUGUAUAACAGCAAAUUUAGAUUUGGAGUAUUUAUAUGCAUCACAGCCAACAUUUAAAACUGAUUUAGCAAAGCUUUUACAAUGUAUGAUUACCUCAGUAACUAGAACAAAUCAUAGUAUUUUAAAGAGUCGUAUAAAAGCGUCAGCACCAUAUUGUAUACAGACUGGAAAAACAGGAUUUAAUCGUCGACAUAGUAGAAGAAAAUUACGUAAAAUCGCACAAAAUAUUAAUUCUAAUGUAAUUAAUGAUGAUAUAGAACGUAAUUUUGAUAAUAUUAUCAGUGACUGUGAUGAAAAUAUUUCAAGUUGUGGUGAAGACGAUUUAAUACAUUAUAAUAAUAGAAUUUAUAAGCAAAAUUACAAUCAUACAAAUGUUGAACGUUUAUUCAACUAUAACAGUAAUAAUUAUAAUAGUAACAAUAAUAAUAAUAAUAGUAGAUGUUCAAAAAGAUAUAAAAAUAUAAAUUUAGAUGAAGAAUCUUUAAAUAGAAAUAAAAGCACAACAACACUUAGAAUUUUAUUAGAAAGAAUUCAACAAGAAGUACAAAAAGUUAAAAGAACUGAUAAUAAUUUAAAUUUAUUGACUGUAAAUCCAGCUCUAAUUGAUGUUGCUGAUUUUGAUUGUGUACUAUGUUGUCGAACACUUUGGAAACCAGUUGUAACACCAUGUGGUCAUACAUAUUGUUGGGUUUGUUUAGAUCGUUGUAUGGAUUAUUCAUCAUCAUGUCCAUUAUGUAUGUCACCAUUAAUUGAACAAUGUUAUAGUAAUUAUGAUGGUUCAAGAACACCAUUACCAUUUUCAUUAGUUGCAAAAUCUGUAACUAGAUUUUUAGAAAUUGCAAUGAAACGUUUUAUACCAGAAUGGUAUGAAAAACGUAGAAGACAAGAAUUAGAAUCUGAACCAUCUGUACCAGUAUUUAUAUGUACAACAGCAUUUCCAAAUGUGCCAUGUCCAUUAUUCGUUUAUGAGCCAAGAUAUCGUUUAAUGGUUAGACGUGCCAUAGAAUCUGGUGAAAGACAAUUUGGUAUUGUACAACCAAAUAAUGGAAAAACACGUUAUUCUGAUAUUGGUACAAUGUUAGAUAUAAAAGAUUCAGUUUUAUUAGGUGAUGGAUGCUCAAUAUUAAGUACAAUUGGUUCAAAACGUUUUAAAAUAAUAACAAGAAAUGAAAAAGAUGGUUAUGAAACAGCUAAAGUUGAAUAUAUUUAUGAUGAACCGAUAACAAAAAAUUCAUUAGAAUCAUUAACAAAUAAACAUAAUAAAGUUUAUACAAAAGCAACAAGAUGGUUUGAAAGUCUUGGUAAUACAAUUAAAGAAGAAAUUUUAAGAAGUUUCGGUACAAUGCCAAAUUUAGAAGAUAAUUGGGAAACAACAAGUGAUGGUCCAGCAUGGGCAUGGUGGAUAAUUGCAAUAUUACCGCUCAAUCAACAAUUAAAGGUUAAUAUUUUAGAGACAACAAGUUUAGAAAAACGUUUAAGAGCAAUUGAAAAAACAUUAGAUUGUAUUAUUGGUGAAGAUCGUAGAACACAACAACAAAAUUGUGUAACAGUACCACAAACACCUUGUGAUGGUUUACAAGCAUGUCAAGCUGUUGAAUGUUGUCAAAGAACAUCUGUUACAACUAAUGACAAUACAGAUAAUGUUGUUAGUAAUGAUCAUCAUCAUCACCAUCAUCAUCAUCAUCAUCACCAUUCAACUAGCUAUAUGUUGUAGCUUAUAAUUAAAAUAAAAAUAUAAUUACAUUUAUAUUAAUAUUUUUAAAAUUAUAACAACAACAAAAACAAAAAAAUUAAUAUUUUCUUCAAUUUUAUUAAAAUAUUAUAUAAUUAAAGAAAAAAAAAAAUAAUAUUAUAUAAAUCAUACAAAUAUAUUUAGAAAGAGGAAAUUAAUAAACCAAA
This is a messenger RNA of Condylostylus longicornis, 4041 nucleotides long. RefSeq names its product LON peptidase N-terminal domain and RING finger protein 1. Gene Ontology annotation, molecular function: protein binding; metal ion binding. The coding region runs from base 422 to 3856 and encodes 1144 amino acids. The record is from RefSeq and is a predicted model, not a curated record. Lineage: Eukaryota; Metazoa; Arthropoda; Insecta; Diptera; Dolichopodidae. The transcript is spliced from 7 exons.